AGCCGAAGAUCCUCUACACUGGUAUUUUGAGUUGUUAUUCUUCUCUGCUUUUAAAGUCUACCAUCAUAUUAACUCUUUUUAAAAUGUCACAUCCUUUGCAAAAGCAACACAAAAUCACUGUUUAGCUAAGGUUGUCAUAUAGUACAUUUUGUACAUGAUCCCCAUAUCAAAAACCAUUUCAAUCACCAAUAAGAACUAUUGAUAUUGUGAAAUAUGAACUUCAGUCAGCAUGUGUCUUGCACAUGGCAGAACACCACUAAUAUUUAAUGAAACGGGUGAAAAUAUUUAUCUUGUAAUUUGUGAUACAGGUAUAGUUUGGAAAUCAAUAAGCAUGGACAGAUUGUGGGUAGAGAUGAAAUGUAUAAAAAUGGCCCGGAGUCAAUUUUUCCACUUGUUACUAUGGUUACCAUACAUUAAGAUGAAGAUUAUUUCAAGGCAUUUUGUCCGUUUUUUUUUUUUUGCUGUUGGUAAAUGAUGCAGAGAACUUAAUACUGAUGGUUUCCCCCUUAUUAAUCAAGCAAGUGGCAAAUUCAUCAGCAGUCAGAGAAGACAUGGAGGGGGACAGAGUAGAGAGGAGAACAUUGUGAAUAUUUUCCAUGUGUCUGAGGUGUUGCUGAUCUUGUUUUGGUAAUAAGAGACCUUGGCAACAAAAACUCUAGAGGAGAAAUGGAAUGGGAGGAAAUGAUACUUGCUCAAUUUAGCUGGGUCUUUUGUCUUGUGCCAUUUCCUCUCAGGAACUCUGAGCUUGGUUCUAUGGUGGCGAAGCAUAUCUGUUUGCAAGAUAAAUGAUGCUUUGUAAUGCAAAAGUAAUUUCACACACAGCAUGUUGUGUUUGCAUGUGUGCUUUGUUAGUUACUCCACUUUUCCUUACGUUUAUACAUUUCUUUUAUUCAUAUUUCAUGAUGUUCCUUGAGCGCAAGAGUGUACCCGCUGCUCAAGAAUUUCGAAGGACAUCGUUAUUGGCCUCUAUAAGCCUCUGCACCCUGUCUGAAAAACAUCUCUAUGCGUGUGCGUGCUUUGGGUGUGUGCGAGAACAGCGCACCUCAUGGUGUUGAAAAAUGAAAGCGAAGUACUGAAUGAAAUUGAAGAGAAAGAUCAUUAUAAGAAUCAUGAUGAUUUCAUAACUGGAGAAAAAACCUUUAGCUGCUCAGAAAAUGAAAAGUCUCCUUCACGAAAAAGGUCUCAAAAGACUGGAACUAAAAGUUAUUUCACUUGCCAACAGUGUGAAAUGUGUUUUAGUCAACAUAAAAAGCUAAAAGUCCACAUGAGAAUUCACACAGAAGAGAAGCCUUAUACCUGCCAACAGUGUGGAAAGCGGUUCGCUUACAAAGUAAGCCUUAAAAGGCACAUGAGAAUUCACACAGAAGAGAAGCCUUAUACCUGCCAACAGUGUGGAAAGCGGUUCGCUUACAAAGUAAGCCUUAAAAGGCACAUGAGAAUUCACACAGAAGAGAAGCCUUAUACCUGCCAACAGUGUGGAAAGCGGUUCGCUUACAAAGUAAGCCUUAAAAGGCACAUGAGAAUUCACACAGAAGAGAAGCCUUAUACCUGCCAACAGUGUGGAAAGCGGUUCGCUUACAAAAUAAGCCUUAAAAGGCACAUGAGAAUUCACACUGGAGAAAAGCCUUAUAUAUGCCAUCAGUGUGGAAGGAGUUUCAGUCAACCUGGAAACCUUAACGUCCACAUGAGUGUUCACACUGGACAGAAGCCUUUCACCUGCCAACAGUGUGGGAAGAGUUUCAGCCGAAAAGGAAACCUCAAUUUCCACAUGAGAAUUCACACUGGAGAGAGCCUUUUCACCUGCCAACAGUGUGGAACCAGUUUCACUCAAAAAGUAAGCUUUAACAUGCACAUAAGGAUUCACACUAGAGAGAAGCCUUAUACCUGCCAAGAGUGUGGAAAAAGUUUUGAUCAACAUGAAAACCUAAAAGUCCACAUAAGACUUCACUCUGAAGAGAAACCCUACACAUGCCCUCAGUGUGGAAAGAGCUUCAAUCAAAAAGGACACUUUGAAGACCACAUGAGAAUUCACUUAGGAGAGAAACGCUACACAUGCCCUCAGUGUGAAAAGAGUUUUAAUCAAAAACGACACCUUGAAGACCACAUUAGAAUUCAUACAGGAGAGAAGCCUUUCACCUGCGAACAAUGUGGAAAAAGUUUCAACCGAAAAGGAAUCCUUAACAGACACAUGAGAGUUCACACUGACGAGAAGCCAUUCAUAUGUGGUCACUGUGGAAUGAGUUUUAAAUAUAAAGUAGGCCUUAGGUACCACAUGAGUAUUCACAUAUGAGAGAACUGUUUUUAUGUUAUCAGUUUGGAAUUUGUUUCACUGACCGGAAACCUUAUGUUUGUGAGACAUAAUUAGCUGAUUACUGUUACAGUACUAAAUCACAUCAGAGGGUCAAAUUCCCUGAUUGAUUAGUCAAAUGAAGAAUAAACUAGUUAAAAUUUUAGAGACUCACGAGUCUCUCUGAAGAUUUAAACAAGACUUCAGAUUAAAUCAUGCCUACUCUGCAUGUAUGAAAAUCAAUCAGAAUGCUGGACAGCUAUUAUAAUAAAAUUAAUUUAAAUUGAACAUGGCCCUUUGCACACAUUAGCAAUCAUGUAAUAACUCACACCAGAGAGAAGCCUCAUAACUGAGGUUACACCUGCAGAAAUAAGGCAAUUCUGAGGUUCACAUAAGCACCCCCGAUAUACAGUAGGCAAAAAACCUGAGCAGUGGACUUAAACUUAGAGGAAUGGUUUACCUAAAAAUGAAAAUUUUUCUCACACUCUGGGAUUUUUAAGAUUUUUAGCUGAAACCGUGGUCCUUGGUGAUUCAUUAAAUGCAAUUCAGCAACUGUCCAUAUUUGAGAAUAAAAAAAGCAUUUUGAGGAACACAAAAUUAAUACCAGUAAUACCUGAUGAUAUAUUGAGGUCUUAUGAAGGGAAACAAUUAGUCUGAGCAAGAAACUGAAUAUUAUUUACAUUAUAUUAGCAUACAGAGCCAUCUACUCUAUUUAUCUCUUGUGGUACUUUGUCAAGUCAAUUCACCUUUAUUUGUAUAGCACUUUAUACAAUACUGAUUGUGUCAA
Sinocyclocheilus anshuiensis is the source of this 3074-nucleotide messenger RNA. Its product is annotated as gastrula zinc finger protein XlCGF57.1-like. The transcript has 2 exons. The record is from RefSeq and is a predicted model, not a curated record. Gene Ontology annotation, biological process: regulation of immune system process; regulation of cytokine production; negative regulation of transcription by RNA polymerase II. Bases 1046 to 2290 code for a protein of 414 amino acids. Lineage: Eukaryota; Metazoa; Chordata; Actinopteri; Cypriniformes; Cyprinidae. Gene Ontology annotation, cellular component: nucleoplasm. Gene Ontology annotation, molecular function: DNA-binding transcription repressor activity, RNA polymerase II-specific; RNA polymerase II cis-regulatory region sequence-specific DNA binding.